Molecule: messenger RNA, 8778 nt
Organism: Pelobates fuscus (common spadefoot toad)
Lineage: Eukaryota; Metazoa; Chordata; Amphibia; Anura; Pelobatidae
Gene: PTPN13
Product: protein tyrosine phosphatase non-receptor type 13
Exons: 50
Coding region: 590-8212 (2540 amino acids)
Biological process (GO): peptidyl-tyrosine dephosphorylation
Cellular component (GO): cytoplasm; nucleus; cytoskeleton
Molecular function (GO): phosphatidylinositol 3-kinase regulatory subunit binding; protein tyrosine phosphatase activity
Source: RefSeq, a predicted model, not a curated record
AUGGUUACAGGAUCCUGCCCUGCACUGGAGCUCUGCUGCAGCAUAACAAAGAGGGAGUUGCUACUGGCCAUGGGAAGCACGCUGCUUUGUAUUGGGUAGAAUAGCCUUGGAAUCCCUGUCCAGCCGGCGUUCUAUGUCUGAAUGUAUUGCCCUGUGAAUGGUGAGUGGUAUGUGGUCCUGGCACACUGUGAGCCUUGCACUUUCUGGGGGCCCCUGGCUGUUCCUCCACCAGGAGAUGCUCUGGGUCUAGCUGCUUCUGCCUUAUCUGGAUGGCUCUCCAUUUUAUUGCUGAUCUGAAACUAGCAGCCGUAAAAACUGUGGAUCUAAAACUGUCUGGAAAACUCUUUGCAUGAAAAGGAAAAUAAAUUUAAAAAAAACCCUCACCCCUCUUAAAAAACACAACAAAGUAAGAAAACAUCUGAGCCCUGUUUACGCAGGGACUGGAUCUAAUAUAGCAGGCACAACCCUUCGUCUGACUCUGUAUGGCCAAGACAAAUGUAUUUCUAUAAGAUUCAAUUCUACACAAGAGAUGAUCUAAAGAAACACCCUCUAUAUUAUUAAAGUGGGCUAACAAAGCAAAAAAGAUAAUAUGCAUGUGUCAUUGGCGGAAGCCUUAGAGGUCAGAGGAGGGCCAUUGCAAGAAGAGGAAUUAUGGGCUGUCCUAAACCAAAGUGCCGAGAGCCUUCAGGAGUUAUUGAGAAAGGCUGAUCCUGCAGCCCUUGGGUUUAUCAUCUCUCCAUGGUCUCUCCUUUUGCUGCCCUCUGGAAGUAUAUCAUUUACAGAUGAAAAUGUUUCCAAUCAGGACCUACGUGCCUUCACUGCCCCUGAAGUGCUGCAGAGCAAGUCACUGUCUUCACUCACAGAUAUUGAGAAGAUUCAUAUUUAUUCCCUUGGGAUGACUUUAUAUUGGGGAGCAGAUUAUGAAGUACCUCAAAGCCAGCCUAUAAAGCUUGGGGAACGUUUAAACAGCAUUUUACUUGACAUGUGCGAAGAUCACUUUUUGACCAGAUUGACCACUCGCACAGUUUUGGAUGGCUGUAGUGCCCAUGUCAGAAAUAGUAACUGUUCCCCCUCAUUCUACUACAUCAAGCAACUUGUGAAACUGGUUCUCGGCAGUCUCUCUGGGAUUGAUCAACUUGGUGUUAAAGCAAAAGAACCUGAUCGAAGCCAAGCAAUCCGUGACAGGCUCAGGGGAAAAGGCCUCCCUACAGUUAAAAGCCCAGCUUUUGAUGGACACGACAUGCACUCCAAUAGGAGCACACAACAGCUUUUCCUUAGCAAAGGACUCAGUAAAUCAAUGGGAUUUCUUGCAUUCAAUGAUCAGUGUGGGGAAGAAGAUUCCUGCCAUUACACGUCAUCUGAGUAUAACUCGGGAUACGAGGACACAUUUAGUCCCCAUUACCCACAACCCGAACUUAAACACAGUGAAAUAGAAGGUCAAAAUGGCAACAAUGGUCAAAGGAAAAAACAUUGGGUAUCAUCGUUUGAUUUGUCAUCCAUUACUGACCAAGCCACUGAGAGAGGUUUUUCAUCUACAGACAAUUGCAGAUCUAAUCACAUCUCUGAAACUAAUGUACGAACUACAUUGCCUAAAUUUGCGGAUCUUAGGCACCCGGAUGGAAGUGCAGCUGUUCAAGCAUUAGGUCCUCAAGUUCGACAUGGACCAGAUGUGCCAACCUCAAUCGCUAUUUCCAGUGCCUUGGACAGAAUUAAAGAAAAAAAGAAGAAAUUGCAAGUGCUGAGAGAAGCAAUGAGCAUAGAAGAGCCACACAGAUUACACAGAUCCUCGCAUAGCGAUGCCUACAGUACCUCCAGUGAAAGUCCAUCCAUAGUUUCAUCUGAUCCAGAAUUUAGACAAGGGAGAAAAACUGAUGCAUUAAGAACAUAUGACUCAUCAAGUGUUUUUGUCGGAACAGAAGAAUCCAACAGAUUACAGCCUCCUGGAUUGAGCCAGAAAUAUGAAUCUCUACCAGAUGGUGUUCAUCUCGGCCAAGAAAUGCGAAAACGACAAGAGGAAGAUCUGAUCCAAAUGCAAACCAGAAUGGCUAUACGACAGUCUCGGCUAAACUUGUACUCUGAUGACAUCCCUCGAGCAUCAAUGUUGGACAUCACACGGGAUCCUCUCAGAGAUAUUGCCAUGGAAACAGCGAUGACACAAAGAAAACUAAGGAAUUUUUUUGGACCAGAGUUUGUAAAGAUGACUGUUGAACCUUACAUCUCAUUGGACCUUCCACGAUCUAUCUUGGCUAAGAAGGGGAAGGGAGACGAAGCCCGAAGGAAGGUGAACAUCAUUCUGCUCAGUGGACAGAGGCUGGAAUUGACUUGUGAUGCAAAGUCCACAUGUAAAGAUGUCUUUGAUAUGGUUGUAGCCCACAUUGGACUUGUAGAGCACCAUUUGUUUGCCUUAGCGAUUCUUAAAGACAAUGAAUUCUUCUUCAUCGAUCUUGACCUAAAAUUAUCCAAAGUGGCUCCAGAAGGGUGGAAAGAGGAUGUAAAAAAGAAAGGCAAAUCCGCUGUCAAUUUCACCUUAUUCUUCAGGGUGAAGUUUUUUGUUGAUGACGUAAGCCUCAUACAACACAGUCUUACCUGCCACCAGUACUAUCUACAGCAGAGGAAAGACAUCUUGGAGGAGAGACUGCACUGUGAUGAUGAAACAUCGUUGUUAUUGGCAUCUCUGGCACUUCAGGCAGAAUAUGGAGACUACCAGCCCGAUGUUCACAGUAUGGCCUACUUUAGGUUAGAACAUUACUUGCCUCCUAGAGUAAUAGAGAAACUGGAUCUCUCCUAUCUGAAAGAAGAGUUGCCUAGACUGCACAGUACCUACUCCGGAGCUUCAGAGAUGGAAGCUGAGCUUGAAUUCUUAAAAGUGUGCCAGAGGCUGCAAGAAUAUGGAGUACACUUCCAUCGAGUGCAUCCUGAGAAGAAAUCUCAGACUGGUAUCCUCCUUGGAGUGUGUCCUAAAGGAGUGCUUAUCUUUGAGCUCCAUAAUGGGACCCGGACUCCAGUCCUCAGAUUCCCGUGGAGGGAAACAAAAAAGAUCUCUUUUACGAAGAAGAAGAUAAGUUUGCAGAACACAUCAGACAGCAUCAAGCAUGUUUUUCAGACAGACAGCAGCAAGACCUGCCAAUAUCUCCUCCACCUCUGCUCUUCUCAGCACAAGUUCCAGCUACAAAUGAGAGCCAGGCAGAGCAGUCAGGAAAAUCAGGACAUUGAAAGAGCUUCACUAAGGAGUAUGAACAUCCAAGCGGAAUCUCUUCGCGGAUACAGUAUGGCUCGGGCUAUCAGUACAACCAGCCUAGCUAGCAGCACAAUGAAUCGGAUGGCUGUUCGACCUGUAUCCAUCCAACCCGACCUUCUGAAAAGACUUUCAUGCUCAGACUUGUCAACACUCCAAACCCAUCUUGGCAAUGGACCAAGGGAGAGAAAGGCUAAGGGCCCCUGGGAAGACAGACCUCGCAUCAUAAGCAAAUCUUAUCAUGACUUAAGUCAGGUUUCUCUGUCACCGAGACAGAGAAUGCUUCAUACUAGAAUGGACAACCCACCCAAUACCUUGGAGGAGCUGAUGAGUAAAGCAUCUUUUCAUCAAGUGGCCAAGUCAGAUAACGAAUCAGAAACUAGAUAUGGAAAGAUAAAUGAAUCAAAAUCCUUCACUGGACUAAACCGGAGUCUUGACCUGAGGAAGCCAGAGUCAGAUUCAUCAUCUAUGGAUGACAGUGGACAUGCCUAUGUUGUAGGUGUCAGUAUGCACAGUCUGGGAAGUCCGUCGUCACCCAUCCUCUAUAAAGGAAAUGAAUUACUGCACAGCAAAAUGAGUGCGGCAUCUUCUCUUGAAAGGGAAAUCACGCUGGUGAAGCUUAAAAAAGAUCCAAAGUAUGAUCUUGGAUUUCAAAUUGUGGGAGGAGAAACCACAGGGAAACUAGAUCUUGGAUUAUUUAUUAACUCGAUCACUCCUGGUGGACCAGCAGGUGUGGAUGGACGUUUAAAACCAGGUGACCGUCUGAUAUCUGUGAAUGGCAUAAGCUUGGAAGGUGUCAGUCACCAGACAGCAUUAGACAUUCUUCAGGGUUCCCCUGAGGAUGUUGCUCUUCUAGUUUCUCAGCAAAAAGAGAAGAAUCCCAAAGGCCAGCUUCCUAAUGGUUCAAAAAGUAGUCCACCAUGGAGACAGUUGUCUGUUAAAGGCAUUGAUGCUGAUUCUUCUUCAGAAGAACAUAACCGAAUGCGAAGCCCUACAACUCCCUCUAGAAUCCUCUCAGGAAGCUCAUUUGCAAUGUCCAUGGGUAAGAGGGAAGGAAGCGUAAGUUCACAAGAUUCCCGUACAGAAAGUGCAAGCCUUUCUAACAGCCACAUCAAUGGUCUAAACAACAAUCUUGGGAAGGACCAAUCAACGCCACCUGCUCAUCAUGCCCGAAACCCAUCUUCAGACUGUUCCAGAUCAAUUGACAGAAAAAAGGCACAUGAGAACAACAACAAAACAAAAGGAAAAAGGGCAGGUUUGACGGAGUCCAUUGACUAUUCUGACAGGGGCGAUUCUGACAUGGAUGAGGCAACCUACUCAAGUAGCCAGGAACAGAGGAUAGUUAAAAAGGAAUCUGCUUCUGAGAGUCCAGUACAGAAGCUAAAUUGUAGCAAGCUUUCUACCAUGCCGCUGAAGCCAGGAGAUGUUUUCACGGUGUUGCUGGCCAAGAAAGAUGACAGCUUGGGGAUAAGUGUCACGGUACUGUUUGACAAGGGUGGUGUAAAUACCAGUGUAAAGCAUGGUGGUAUAUAUGUUAAAGCCAUUAUCCCGAAUGGAGCAGCAGAGAAAGACGGAAGGAUUCAAAAGGGUGACCGCGUAAUUUCGGUUAAUGGAACAAGUUUGGAAGGAGCUACCCAUAAGCAAGCUGUGGAAACCUUGAGAAAUACAGGACAGGUAGUAACUCUGCUGCUAGAAAAAGGGCAUUUGCCUGCCACCAACGUUCAUGCUCCAGUUACCCCUAAGUGUACUCCUCCAAACCAAGUAGAUCCCAGCAAGCCACAGGACCAGAAGCUGACCAAAACCCUAGACUACAGCUUUGCCACUGAAGAAAAUUCUUUUCAAGUCAAAUUACUGAAGAAUAGCUCUGGCCUGGGUUUCAGUUUUUCUCGAGAGGACUACCCCAUUAUUGGGGAAGCUAGCUCCAGCAUAGUGCGGGUCAAGAAGCUGUUUCCUGGACAGCCUGCAUCUGAAAGUGGCAAAAUCAAUGUAGGAGAUGUGAUUCUUAAGGUCAAUGGAGCCUCACUUAAAGGCCUGCCUCAACAGGAAGUCAUUUUAGCAUUGAGAGGAACUUCACCUGAAGUCACACUACUCAUGUGCAGACCGCCUGUAGGGGUAUUACCAGAGAUCAACCCCUUAGUAUUGACACCUUUAAACUCACCUCAGCAGUCCUUCCAGGAGAGCCAAAGUAGCACAGAUCAUCCUCUUACACUGGAGUGUGAUGACAGUUCGGAUGAAAAUGAGGAGGUUAAUGACAAGAGCAGGAGACCGCUCAAGAAUCCUUCUAGGAGGGAUAGCUACAGUGACAGCAGUGAAACUGGAGAAGAAGACUUUGUACCCGAACCAGAUGAAAUGCCAGUCCCUAGAUGGAAUGCAAAUGUCUACCAGACUCCCAACUGCUUGAUGGCCACAGCUCGUAGUCCGUGUGACACCCCAGCGAUCCAUGAAGAGACCAUCCGUACUAGCUUUUAUGCACCACAAGAAUCUCCCAACAAACCAGAAUUUGAGGACAGCAAUCCGCCGUCUCCUAUUCCUUUUGAUAACACACCUACCCAAAGUGAAAAUAUUCCUCAAAUUGUACUUUCUGAGGCUUACCACACCGAGACAAAGUCUUUCCAAGAGGAACCAUUAUCUAUAAAGAGUUUGGGGCUGAAAGAUCUUGAAGAUUUUGAACCAGAAGUAGAGCUUCAUGUCACAUUGACCAAAUCAGAAAAAGGAAGUCUUGGCUUCACAGUGACAAAAGCCAAUGAUUGUUUGGGAUGCUAUGUUCAUGACAUUAUUCAGGACCCUGCCAAAAGUGAUGGCCGGCUUCAACCUGGCGAUAGACUGAUCAGAGUUAAUGAUGUAGAUGUAACUAACAUGAGUCACACAGAAGCAGUGAAUUUAUUGAGAGCAGCACCAAAGACUGUACGCCUUGUGCUUGGUCGUGUCCUUGACAUUCCCAAACCUCAAGUGCCACCACAACUCUUGCCUGAUAUCACACUGACAUGCCACAAGGGAGGCCUAGGUCUGUCUUUAUCAGGAGGUCCCGACAGUCUUUCCCAGGUCAUUUACAUAGAUGCUAUAAAGCCAGGCUCUGUAGCAGAUCGAGAAGGAAGUUUAAAACCUCUUGAUAUCUUACACUACAUAAAUGGACACAGCACAUUAAACAUGACCCUAGAGGAAGCAGAGCGUGCCCUGGAAUCCCUUCUGUCUUCUGUUGUUUUAAAAGCAACCAGAGAUGGAAACCCUGUUGUUCCCAUUAACAAAGAUAAUUUGAGCUCAGGCCCAAUAUCUGCAAAAUUGAAUGGUUAUCCUUGUGGAGAAAGAGUAAGGCAUGUAGACGAUCUCUCUGAUGUAUAUACUCCAGAGGCAGGUGUAGUACAGGCUGUUUUGCAAAAGCCUGUCUCUGGAGAGUUGGGAUUUUCCCUGGUGGGAGGAGAAUAUGGUGUAUUUGUGAAAUCCAUCAGUCCUGGGGGUGUAGCUGACAUAGAGGGGAGCUUACAGGUUGGAGACAAAUUGCUCCAGGUAAAUGGUGAAAGUAUGAUCGGUGCCACACAUGCUAAAGCAGUGUCAAGUCUUCGGAAUGUAAAAGGAUCUGUUCAGAUCGAGGUAGCACGAGAAGCAAUGCCAAGAGAGAGUACAUCGAAAAUGAAAACUUGUAAUGGAAUUUUAGAUCCUGAGAUUCAAAAUGAAAACAAUCAAAAUGAUGAGGAUUGUGAAGAUGAUGAGGAUGUCAUCCAGUCUCUGCUUGAUGUUGUCCAUGAAGAAACGCAAAACUUGUUACAACUCAAAAGACAGAAUGCACUUUUAGAGGAACACAUGUCAGAGGGGACAAAUCAUGAAUUGUCAUUUGAGAAAGCAGAGGACACAGACUGUGACGGCUCGUCAUUACCUGAUGACUCUCCUGAGCCAACCAAAGUAAAUGGAAUUGGAUCUUACAGCAUUAAGGAAAAUAAUCAAAGAUUACCAUCAAAAUCUCACAUUGCACAAUUAGAUGAAGAUGAAAUAACCUGGGAAAAUGAAGAUCUAUCAACAAAGUCAUCAUCCCAAGAGCUUACAGAUUGUUUCAGUGUGACAAACGAACAGCUUUCCUCCCUCCCGCAUGUGGAAGUACUUCCGUCUGGCAGGUACAGCGGAUCCAAGUUAAAGCUAAUUAUACGUCUGAUUCGGGGCAUGCUUGAGCAAGGAAUACCAUUGAAGGAGUUUGAGGAUCUCCAGGAUUUAAAGCCUUUGGAUCAGUGCCUCAUUGGACAAACUGUAGAAAACAAAAAGAAAAACCGCUACAAGAACAUACUUCCUUAUGAUGCCACAAGAGUACCUGUGGGACCAGAAGAUGGAUACAUCAAUGCAAGUUUCAUCAAGAUGCCAGUUGGCAACGAGGAAUAUGUUUACAUAGCAUGCCAAGGACCUCUUCCCAGUACUGUGUCAGACUUUUGGCAGAUGGUGUGGGAACAAAAUUCUACAGUUAUUGCCAUGAUGACCCAGGAGAUUGAAGGAGGGAAGAUAAAAUGUCAGCGGUACUGGCCUGAUGAUCCUGGCCGACCCCAGAGACUCUCUAAUAGACUUCAGAUUAGUCUGGUGAAAAUGCAGCAGUUGGAAAGUUUUUUAUUAAGGGUUAUAGAGUUACAAGAUAUUCAGACUGGUGAACUACGGCACAUUGCUCAUUUGAACUUCACUGCUUGGCCAGACCAUGAUACGCCAACAGAUCCAAACCAACUGCUCAAUUUUAUUUCCUAUAUGAGACAUAUCUACAAGUCAGGACCCAUCAUUACACACUGCAGUGCAGGCAUUGGCCGUUCAGGCACCCUUAUAUGCAUCGACGUGAUGCUAGGACUGAUCAGUAAAGAUCUAGAGUUUGCCAUCUCAGACAUGGUGCGAACAAUGAGACUUCAAAGGCAUGGAAUGAUACAGACAGAGGAACAGUACAUUUUCUGCUACCAAGUGAUUCUUUAUAUUCUUAAACAACUGCAAUCAGAAGAGCACAAGAGGAGAAAAUAAAGUGCAGUAUUUGGCCUUGUUUGACCUUUCUUCGUUAGUUAUCCAUUUUCAUUUUGUACAAAUGUUUUACGUGUCUUAUUCAUUGUAGACUAAUUAGCUCUACGAAAACAUGAAUGUUAACUUGUUUGAGACCAUAAUUUUACACUGUUCAUAUACCAGUAAAUAAACAAGGGCUGCAUUUUUUUUGUAGCUUACUUAAGACUGUUUAGACCAAUACAAACUUAAAACCAAUGCCAAGUGCAGUUGUGUUUAACUGCUAUUUUAUUUUAUUAAGGGGGAGGGUGAUUGUAAAGACAGUAUUUUAAUACAGUGACAUUUGUUACUCGGGCAUUUACAUUUUUGAUAACCUGGUACGCAUGUAUAUCCGCAAACAAAGUUUUCAAGUAUUUAAAAACAAAAUAGUUUUCUGUGGAGUACUUGAAUCCAGUAUUUAAAUAUGUGAGAACAGAUCAAUUUCUAUAUACCAAAAAGGAGUAAAUAUAUUGUAAUUAUUUCCUACAUUUCAUAAUGUUUACUUAUAUAGAGUUUUAUGUACUAUUUAUAUACUUUUACAAAAAGCAUUAGUA